AUGGAAAACGUACCCACUACAAAGAGGUGUUUGAAGAAUCUAUGCCACAAGAUAAAUAGGGAGCAGGCUGAAAAUGAUAUUAAGAAGACUCUUAAUCUUUUUGGUGAGUUCAUGAAGGAUGAUCCAGGGUUCAUGUAUUCAAUAGACCAAGAUGAAGAUGGGAGGAUAAAAACUAUGAUAUGGACCAAUAGUAAGAGUAGGAUGCAGUAUGAGAACUUUGGGGAUGCUAUCACGUUUGACACGACAUACAAAACAAACAUGUAUGAGAUGCCAUUCGGGCUAUUCGUUGGUGUCAACAACCAUUUUCAGUCAGUUUUGUUGGGCGGGGUAUUGAUGACAGAUGAGAAGAUAGGGACUUUCAGAUGGAUAUUCAAAGAAUUUACAAGGUUAAUGGGAGGCAAGGAACCAGUGACAAUUCUCACCGACCCCUUCGUGCUUCAGAUAUAUGCAACAAGGGAAAAGUGGGUAAAGAGCUACUUCAAGGGUAUUUUUUGUGCUCGCAUGACCAGCACGCAGCGGAGCGAGAGUGCCAACAUGAUGCUGAAAAAUAUAGUACCUCCUAACAGCACCUUGCACAAGUUUGUUGAACAGUAUUCCAAGCUUCAGUUCAUAAGGGACCAAGAUGAGGACUACGAGGAGAAAAAGUCGAAGAAGGUGCUCAUUAGCCAGGGUGUGCAAAAGAUAUCAGAUGGUCUGAUCGUUAAGCAUUGGACAAUGAAGGCACGAAUUAUGUUACCUGCACAUCUGGGAGCGUACGGCAAUAAGGAUGUUUCGUUAAUGGCUCAGACAUAUCGACACUCUUCUAUUAUGAUUAGCGUGCUUGAGUAUGUUGAGUUAGGUGACAGGAACAUUGAGAGCUAUAAAAUAGGAAUGCAGUUUCUGGAAGAAGGGAAAAAGGCAAUGAAAGCUCUUGACAUAGAGCGGGAUGGUCUUGGUCUAGCUAAUAGAGAGAAUGAUACGCAUUUGCCGGAAGAGGGAUCGGACUUGGCUGUAGGAGCGAAACUGGAGGGGGCUAUGGGACAGGGUAUAGUUCAUAAGCUAAUCGGAAACAAGAGGAAGAAGGGAGAUAGUACAUUGGGUCUGGUGGAGUCAUCCGAUUCGGAGCUUGAAGGAAUCGCAGGUGAGGAGGGGGAGGGGGACAACUAUUCCGUAGAUCUAUUUGGAACAGGAAAAGAAGAAGUUGAGCUUGCGGAAGGGGACCAAUGCUCAGGAACAUUUGGUGGACAAGAGAAUGACAGUUCGGCUGAUGAGCUAGACGAUGCAUCAAGCCUUGCAUCCAAAAGGGUUGAUGCCUCGUCGGCGGAGAAAUAG
This is a messenger RNA of Panicum virgatum (switchgrass), 1311 nucleotides long. RefSeq lists its product as uncharacterized. Bases 1 to 1311 code for a protein of 436 amino acids. The record is from RefSeq and is a predicted model, not a curated record. NCBI's taxonomy places the organism in Eukaryota, Viridiplantae, Streptophyta, Magnoliopsida, Poales, Poaceae. Gene Ontology annotation, biological process: regulation of DNA-templated transcription. The transcript is spliced from 5 exons.